CCCACGUCCGUGGCGUCUAUGACCCAUCCGAAGCACACUGGAAUAACAGAUUAAUUGAUUUGCAUGUGUUUACAGGAGAGUGAGCUCAUGCUGUGUGAGCACUUUGCUUCGUAUGGAGGCUAAUGAUGUUGAGGCGCUGGGGAGUCGAGCCCCUGAUGCCACUGUAAUCCUGCUGAUUACAGAGAGCAUGCAGAUCACAGGGCUCUGGACAGCACACUGCAGUCACCUCACAGGUGGCCUUUCAUGUGCGUGGGCAUCUGUAUAUGAGAGAGACACACAGCAGAUAAACAGACACAAGAGUAUAGAAGAGAAUAGACGGAAAGUAUAGGACACGGCAGACAACAAUAAACACAUUAACUUUGCAUUAGCUCUGUCUGUCUUUGGCUGAAUGAACAUUAAAUCUCACUCAGAAUGACAUCAAACUGUCUGCUGUUCAUCUCUUCAACAUCCCUGCCCUUUCUGGCUGGUUUUCAGGGCGUUGCGUCGCCUUAUCCCAUCAGUGAGUGGUUAAAGGCCAUGUUUAGGAAGGCUAGAGCGGCUGUUGUACUUCUCAUGAUGUUUCCUAAUACUCUGGAGCCCUCCAGGUAUGAGCUUCAAACAGGCACGAGACGCCUCUGUCUCCGCCGACAGAGCAGAGACUGGGCCUAAUCGCAGCGGGCGCCACACACCUCAGGAAGGCAGCAAUUUUCCAUCAUUACCGUUAAAUCCUGCUUAAAAGAACCGGAUUCCACAGGCCUAAUUACAAGGUGUUAAUAAUAACAAUGUAAUGACAGUCAUUUCAAAGCCUGCCCAAAACCAUAAUCCAUCUCCCAGCUGACUCUCACAUUUAAGUGUGCGGUUGCUGUACGGUGAUAUCUUCAAGUUUAAGAGCACCCAUGAUUCUUAUUGAUUACCAUUGUGAUUACUCUCAACAAUCGGUGUGUCAGGUCCUUGCAAGUCUGGGCUUGAACGAGGAGCUCUGUCAGCUUUUGUUAAGUGGAAGUACAGCUCUUCAGGUGUCACACUGACGCUUUUCAUCACGCUGCUGCUGAUGCUCGGAGACAUGGCCGGGACAAUCCAACAGCCUAAUUGCAGGUUGGAGUAGAUCUCAGCAGACAGGGGAUUGAUUUACUUCUAUUAGCUUUUUUUUUACAUAAAUACCAGACCUCAUCCAAAAUUCCUUUGCAUUAAGUCAUGACAUCAAGCAUUUUCCUUUGUUUUCAAUGGCUCAGUGAAUAAAAUACAGCCUCUUGCUGUCAGUAAUUAUGAUAAAACAUUGAGUUCUUUUCAAGAAACAAUCUUCUCCCUGCGUAAUUACUGCUAAAUGAGGCUGAUGAGCAUCUGACCUGCUGUCUAGUUGGUAGUUGUGGGGGUGUGACACUACCACAGAGAUCCCGUGCAGAAACACACCGUCCAAUCACAAGUCUUCCUCCCAACCCUUUGGAUCAAGGCGCAUCAUUGGCCGAGUACUUCCCAAAGUUUCUCCAACUUUGCACCAACUAAUACUCCCAACUUCCUCAAUGUGUGUGCACUGCUGCUGCUGCUGCUGCUGCUGCAUGUUUGCACUCCGUGACAGAAAAGUGAUGUGCUUUCUGAAUUAGACAUCGAGCAAACUAAAGAAAGCAUGUCUUCCCCUGGAGACUGGAGGGACGAGGGUUCAACAGACGAGGAGAUAAAACCGCCGCGGCUCAAGAAGCGCACGGCGCAGGUGACGUGCCUGCCGUUCAGCGUGGAGGCGCUCAUGUCGGACCGGAGGCCGCUCAAUGUGACGGAAAGAAAGGAGGCCAGUGUGACCGAUUAUCAGUCGCACAGGGCGGACGAGUUCACCAAACAGUUUGUGUCUAUCAAAUCAGAGUCAUCGGAACGAGUGGACUGUGCGUCCUGGAUACCCAGCCCCAUUAAGAUAUCAACCCCACCGCGGCAGCUCAGUCCAGCAGUCUGCCCCUUGAGAAAACACAAAACCAACCGCAAGCCCCGCACUCCCUUCACCACCACGCAGCUCCUCGCCCUGGAGAGGAAGUUUCGUCAGAAGCAGUACCUGUCCAUUGCCGAACGGGCCGAGUUCUCCUCCUCCCUGUCACUGUCUGAGACCCAGGUUAAGAUCUGGUUCCAGAACCGGCGAGCUAAAGCCAAGAGGCUCCAGGAGGCAGAGGUGGAGAAACUCAAAGUAGCGGCUGGCAUUGGGCCCAAAGCUGUUUUCCACCCAAGCUUCUCGUCCCUCCGUUUCCCCCUCAGUAUUAACCUGCAGGCUGGAUCAGCAGCACUCUACGGACUGGGCUGCUCGUAUGGCCGCAGUCCCAUUCUCCCCGCUGCACAUUUGGCCUUGUAUGCUUCGCAGGUCGGCUUGUUCCAGAGAGAGGAGGCAUCAUUAUACAGACAAAGUGCUGUGGAUUUAAGGAGUGUAUCAUGAAGUCACGGACCUUUUCAUAAAAGACGUGGUCACGGACUUGAAGUGGAGCUUUGUGAUCUUCACAGGUCUUAAAUUGCAAGGAGAAUUUCUACAGUAAAUGUCCUUAUACUUUUUUUUUUUUUACAAGACACUGUAUGAAAGGACAAGGAAACAACAUCUCAGUGAUCCUCCGAUGCUGAUUCAGCAGAGGUCUCUGAUUAGAGUAUUGAUCAGGCCAUGUGUAUCUGACUUUUGUCCUCAAUACCAGAUAACAUUUAGUGUGGCCUCUUUGAUUUGUUUUUUUUUUCCCCCUACUCUUAUUGUCUUCCCUGAAAGAUUGCCGUGUUGGGAAUAUUAUUUUUCACUUGUUAGCCUUGAAUAUGCGGGGAUGUUUUAUAUUAUACUUCUCUUAGAAUAAUAAGAGGCUGCAGUUGAAGAAAUUUGGCCCGGUGAAGUGCAUGCUUGCUUAAAAGCAUUCCCAAAUAACACAUGUUUAUUUAUGGUAGCCCGUCAUUUAUAACAUGAUGCAUAACUACAUUACACAAGUUAAUAUUUGAUGUGUUUUUACAUAAUAUUAAAGCUUUUUGUUGCUUC
Molecule: messenger RNA, 2962 nt
Organism: Larimichthys crocea (large yellow croaker)
Lineage: Eukaryota; Metazoa; Chordata; Actinopteri; Sciaenidae
Product: homeobox protein MSX-2
Exons: 2
Coding region: 1604-2389 (261 amino acids)
Biological process (GO): regulation of transcription by RNA polymerase II; embryonic morphogenesis
Cellular component (GO): nucleus
Molecular function (GO): DNA-binding transcription factor activity, RNA polymerase II-specific; RNA polymerase II transcription regulatory region sequence-specific DNA binding
Source: RefSeq, a predicted model, not a curated record